Molecule: messenger RNA, 4047 nt
Organism: Guillardia theta CCMP2712
Lineage: Eukaryota; Cryptophyceae; Pyrenomonadales; Geminigeraceae
Exons: 16
Coding region: 1-4047 (1348 amino acids)
Molecular function (GO): protein binding
Source: RefSeq, a predicted model, not a curated record
AUGCUGAAGCUAGAUAACGUGGUGGAUCUUAACUUGAGAAGUGACGCGAUAGCAUCAUUGCAUCCUUGUGACACUUGCACCUCAACCAGUAGGCAGCCUCAUCAGAUGCCUCCUUCCACAAAGCCGCUGGUGAAGCCUGUCGCACACCCCCACAACUCCUCUGCCAUGCAGUCUCAGCCGGCAACACUCUCCAACACGCAGAUGAGUGGGCUGGGCACAGUAUCAGUCGCAAGUUCGGUCCACGACUCGGAGCCAGCAAUGCACGAAACGAUGAGAGCCGAUGCAGCGGAGGACAGGCUGCUGCGAGCAAUGUCGCACUUCAGCAAGGUGACCCCUCUGGCCAACCAGAUCCCCGCCAAUCGAGCAGGAUCAGCGCUGAUCGCCUACGUGGAGGCGAGGAAUGAGCUUGACGAGCCUGCCUUGUGGGAUGAUUUUGUGACGACGUCACCAGUGCAAUUCCUCAAAGCAGAGCUGAAGACUCCAACGCAGACAGCAAUCCUUGAAAGACACCUGGCAAGGUUCGAGGUCGGAGUUCCGCUCAUCAACGGGAGUCUCAACAUGAAGCUCUUGCCCGACCUGACGAUCAGCAAGGUGCAGCGAGACGACUUGGACUGUCAGGAGGGAGACAAGAUCGUUCAGGUCGAUGGGAUCCCGGUGUCCAACAUUGAAGACCUUCGGAUUCACUUGCAGGGCAGGCAGGAGAUCACCCUGGUGAUUGAGAAUGCCGGCACACCCUUGUUUACCAUUCACGACGCUACGACUCCCUACUGGGAGGUGACUUCUGUUCCCUCAGCGACGUCGAUCCGAGGGUCGCUCAAGGCGGGGGACCUUGUGCUGAGGAUAAAUGACAUCCCCGUCUCCGGACUUGACACCCGCAAGGCUCUUGACACGACUUUCGCUAAAGUUAGCCUCCUCCCUUCUGACUCUCAGCUUGCUCAGAGGAUUAAGGCGGAAGGGCUGAUGUCCUUCACGACUCAGGCACGUGCAAAGGUGGAAGUGAGCAGCUCCAAGGGCAUGAACACCAUGGACCCCAAGUACAACAUCAUCCUCACAAACUUUGAGCCAGCCAUGUUUGCAGGAGCAUACAUCGUAGGGAUCUACCUGGGACGGCAUCAGAUUGGAGAGGAGUUCAACUUAGAGAUCGUGGAGGGGCCGGCAGACGCUAAGCGCUCGGAUGUUGUGCGAGAUGGGCUAUGGCAGGCAGUGGCCGGCAUUCCUGUUGACUUUCGGCUGGAUUGUUUCGAUAGCGCUGGCAACAAGAAGUUCAAGGGAGGAGACAGGAUUCAGAUACAAGACGCCGACGUGAAGGACCUCGGGAACGGCAGCUACAACGUGUCGUGGACGCAGACUCAAGUCGGGAGCCGCAUCAUUGACAUCCGGGUCAACGGCGAGUCCAUGCAAGGCACCCCCCAGGUGGAAGUGCUCCCAGCUGAAGUCUACGCCCCCAACUGCCAGGUCAGCCUCGUCACGGGCAUCCACGGCUUCAACGUCGCCUCCAACGGCAACGUGGACUGGACGGUGAUCGCAGGAACUUCUUCCUCGCUGACCGUCAAACUCUUUGAUCGCUUCGGAAACCCCCGGCCCAGGGCCAAAGACGUUGUCACAAUGAUCCAGCACGGGCCCUGCUUCAGGAAGGAGAUGAUCCGUGCUGAGUUGCCCCUGGAGCCUUCCGGGCUCGGCAUCUACGAGUUUCAAGGGCUUAUCACCCACGGAACCACCAAGAACGCUGACGGCCAGUACGAGUACUCCAAAAUUCAGGUGCUGGUGAACGGGGAAGACGUGGCAGAGCGAGCAUGGUCCAUCGAUGUCGUCCCUGCCGAGGUGGCGCUGGACAAGUGCAUGGCGGUCGUGCCGACGUCGGGGAUCGUGAGUGCAGCAGGCGAGAAGUACGAGUUUGAGGUGAUCAUCAAGGAUACAUGGGACAACUUCAGGAACCACGUAGAGGACAAGAUUGAGAUCUUUGAAUUGGUUCCCACCACCAAACAGCGAGGAGAGGAGUGGUCUAACUACGAGGUGACCAGCUCGGGUCAUGGGUCGUACAAGGUGACGGCCACCCAGUCCAUCGCUCGUCAGACUCGCUUCACCUUUGCCGUGAAUGGAACCGUCGCUCUCGGGCCCCAGCACAACUACUUGCUCAACAUCGUCCCCAACAUCGUCUGCAUCGACCAGUGUGUGGUCACCGGGGAGAUCACGACGACUGUUGGCCAGUACAUUGCCCUCCUGAUUGCUCUGCGCGACAAGUAUGGGAACGUGUGCUCCCCGCAGCAGAUGGCAGAUGUCGAGAUCCUUGUGAGCGACGUGCAGCUCCUGAACGGUCAGAUUGAACAGAAGGAUUUGGCGCUGAAUCAUCGGGUGAGCCGAGUAGACUUCCAUCCCGGCAUCAUCUACACCCAUCAGAUCGUAUUCUUCACCGAGCAGGCAGUCAAGGUCUCGCUGAACCUCAUGUUGAAGAAUGAUUUGCUCCAUCGCACGACCCUCCAGUUCGAGACCAACGAGCUCGACCCGGACUCUUGCCUGGUCGAGGGGCUGCCAAACUGCAUCGUCUGCGGAGAGAACUUCACCUUGUCUAUCAAGCUUCAAGACUCCUUCAAGAAUGGUCUCCUCGGCAUGGACUCUGCCAUCAUUCUGAUCGCUCAGGAUCCGCUCGGAACCAUCGCAAACGUGCAGAAAGUGCAGGCGACGGAGGUCGGGAAGGGCAACUACACCGUCACUUUCAGGAUCCAGACGGCGAACCCUUCGAUGCAGUUCCGCAUCAGAGUGAACGAGUUCACCAUCCAUGCAGCUGCGGUGGAGGUGCUGCCAGCUGUUGCCAAAGCGAAGCUGUCAGAGCUGGAGCACCACGAGGAGUGCAGAGUUCACUUCCCUAUCACCUUCCGAGGGCUGCUCAUGGACGAGUACGGCAACAUCGCCAUCACCUGCGACAAGCCCCCCGUGGUGAAGCUCGACGGCUGCGCUCUGAAGAGCAGCGAUGCCAAGGUGUACAUGGAGAAGGGCGGGGCCUUCCGGAUCUCCUUCACCCCCCGCCGCCAUGGCGACGUGCGACUCAAGGCCUUCGUCAACGAUGAAGUGCUAGCGGAGAGAACCGUCAAGGUCCGGAGUCUGGCGUCGUGGACCAAGGAGGACGCAGCCGAGUGGAUCCAACUGAUGGGGCUGAUAGAAGCAAAGAUCAAGCCUGUUGCCGAGAAGCUGUCCAAAGAGUUUGUGAAUCAAAAUGCAACCGGAGCCAAGAUUGCCGGGGGGCUUCUCGACAGGGGAGCGCUUCACUUUGCGUUUGGGAUCGAAGACAUGCACGUCGCUGAGUUCUUCUCGCAAGUCAUCAACGACCUCAACAAGGGAUCUGAGGCCCCCAGGUAUUACUUACCGUGGGACUGGUCCUCCUCGGACUCGGCGCUCCGGGUCGUCCCGGUGCCAGCAGGGGAUGAAGCCUUCAACAACAUCGCACAGCGGCUGACGGAGUCCAUGCCCAACGCCAACAUCCUCUCCAUCCAGAGGGUAGAGAACGUGGACAAGUACGCCAAGUACUUUCAAGUUCGCAACGACAUGGCGCACUCUAGAGGCGGGGAUCCCAACGAGCACUACCUCUGGUUCUGCGGGUGUGAGGGGCUGGAGCACGAGAGGGUCCUGCAGGAGGGGUUCAAGACUGACCUCCUGGAGGGGGUCUCCUCCUCGGAGUACUUCAUGAUGGGCUACGGGUUUCUGUUCGUGUCCGACCCCAAGGUAGCUCAUCAGCUGCAGUACUCGUCCCAGGUCUCAGGCACAGAGAGGAAGCUCGUCCUGGCCAGAGUGACGUGCGGGACGAUCGCAACAAGGGAGCCGAUCCUGGCCAACGUGGAGACUGAGAUCAAGAAAGCGGAAAACAGAGUUCCUCCCGCUGGCUUCCACACUGCGACCUCCAUGCAACGAUGCGAGCUGGGGGUUUACUGGAACAACAUGGCGUACCCGGAGUAUGUUGUCAGCUACAAGCUGCCAUACAGCCUCGACGUGGACUGGCCUGAGAAGCGAGGGAACAGCCUGAUGAAGAUCGACGAGACUACAGCAGUGCUAUAG